GUCUUGAACUCCAGGGUAAGUUCUGUUGCUGCUCCUACCUAGCUCACUCUCCAUGGCACAGAAGCUACAAGAAGCACUUGCUCAUGUGUCCCGUAAAAUGUGACUGAUGGCAUGUCUGAAUUUGAUCCACCAGCUCAUGUCUGAGGAUGGCUCCUCUGGGUUUGUCAUAUCUCGCUGUAGGGCUGAGUCAGCUUUCACUUCACUUGCAGAGACUUCUCUCUGGCUAAGUAAGCUUGGAUCAUGGCAAGGAAAAAGAACUUUGCCAGAUAUCAACUGAUUCUUCAGGACUUUAAACUGUGUGGUGUGAGGCUUUAGGGCACUGCAUUUCUUUUUUGACGCCUACUCUGAGGUAAGAGAAGGGGAAACUCCACUGAAAUUAAGGGGUGCACACCAGAGCAGGCUGUGUGAUUACAGUGAGCCAUGACAGCCCCUUCUUCACAUUUCAACCUGUGUUCAGUGAGGGCUUAACUGCUUUUUGAUUUUAAUCAACUGCAGGAGAUAAUCCCAACAGUGAAAAAGGAGAGAUUCUGGCCUAAAGCACAGUGAUUGAUCUCUCCUGACCUCAGAUCCUGUUUGGUCCUUACUCUCUUUUAAAAUGAGUCAGCUGAUGAAGAAAGAUGGGAAGUUAACAAGGAGCCUCAUCUGUGACACGUGGAAAUCCUGAUGGAAAAAUGUGAACCAGCUUCCCAUCUGUUUCAUCCUCAUCUAGAACUAAGAGAAGGAAGGUUAAGACAGAUCCUGGGAAAUGGGGAACACGAGCAGCGAGCGGGCGGGGCUGGAGCGCCAUGGGCACAAAGGAGCCCGAGGGGACGGCACAGGAGGAGCCACCAAGGAGGGGGACCGGCCAAAGAUCCUCAUGGACAGCCCUGAGGAUGCAGACUUGUUCCACUCAGAGGAAAUGAAGGCUCCAUUGGAGAAAGAGGAAUUUCUGGCUUGGCAGCAGGACCUGGAGGUGAACGAUAAAACCCCCACUCAGGCUCGGCCCACGGUGUUUCGCUGGACUGGAGGAGGGAAAGAAGUUUAUUUGUCAGGGUCCUUCAACAACUGGAGCAAAAUUCCCCUGACAAGGAGUCACAAUAACUUUGUGGCAAUCCUGGACCUGCCAGAAGGAGAGCACCAGUACAAGUUCUUUGUGGAUGGGCAGUGGACACAUGAUCCUGCAGAGCCAGUAGUAACCAGCCAGCUGGGUACUGUCAACAACAUCAUCCAGGUGAAGAAAACUGACUUUGAAGUAUUUGAUGCUUUGAUGGUGGACUCCCAGAAAUGUUCAGACAUGUCUGAGCUGUCAAGUUCACCCCCAGGACCAUAUCACCAGGAGCCCUAUGUUUGCAAGGCAGAGGAACGCUUUAAGUCACCACCUAUUCUCCCCCCACACCUGUUGCAGGUCAUCCUGAACAAGGACACAGGCAUUUCUUGCGAUCCCGCUCUGCUCCCUGAACCCAACCACGUCAUGUUGAACCACCUCUACGCGCUUUCCAUCAAGGAUGGAGUGAUGGUGCUCAGUGCUACACAUCGUUACAAGAAGAAAUACGUGACUACUUUGCUGUACAAGCCAAUAUGAGCAUCAUAGUUGUUUGUGACCAAUUGUUCUGGGCCAGUGCAGUCUCAGAAAAAAAUGCUUCACUUAACCAAACAUACUUCUGCUCUGUGCUGUAGCAAAUGAACUCUGAUUUCAUAUUGUUUCUGAGACUUCCAGGUUCUCCCGUAUUUGCCUUAUUUUCCUAGUACCACCCUGGAAGUUCUUGGAAAUGGCAGCUUCAUGGCAACUACACAGGUGGCAAAGGUGUCAGUGCCCAUUGUCAGCUCAGUUAAAAAACCACCAGUUUAAUUAGGCUGCAAAAUGUGAGGGCAGCAGCAGAUCAAAGAGCUUUAGCAGCAGGGCAGGCUCUGAGUCUGCCAGCCCAAAGUCUAGAAAGUUCAGGAUUCUUGUGGAAUCUGAUUUGAGCAUAACACUCAGCAAAAGCAAGCUUAUUACUGCUUCCAUAGCUCAUCAAACACAAUCAUUUCAGUAGCAAGUUCCAAACUUGCGUGGCUGAAGUAAGUGUGAAUAUUGAUGAUCUGUUUUUGUAGCAGCCUUUUCUGGGCAAAAUCAGCAACAUAAUCACCUACAAGCUCGUUAUUAUUUUACGGUAGACUGGGGUGCACGGUUUCUACUGUGAAUAGCUCUGUAGUUUUUCUCUUCAGGAGAACUGAAAUACUUUUCCCCUGUGGAAUUUCUGGUAAAGACAAUUGUUUUUAAUGGCUGGAUUUUUCUGUAAAUCGUAAAUGUGUCUUGGCAGUAAUCUGCUUUUUGAAACCGGUUUCUCUUGCUGUCACUGAUGAGGACUUCCUUAAGCUGGCAUAGGUAGCUGUAAGGAAAUGGAUGGACUCAGUUUAGGAAUUAGUUCCUCAGUAAGAGCCUGAAGGUGACUGUAAGUGUCCUGUGUCCCAGUGGCCAAACUUGCCCCUCGGUGUCCGCAGUUGCAGCCUGUUGGCUGCAGCAGCACCGCAGCCCUCUGUGCCAGGGCUGGAGCUGGGCAAUUUUUUAUUCUGUUUCUGUUUUCUGAGUGAUCAAAGUAAUGCCAGGCUGCCUGUACUUGAUACUCACAGCCUGUUUUAUCCCAAAACAAAUGCAACAUUAAUGCAAACCUGCUGCCAGUGUGCCCCAGGCCUGCCUGGGAUGGGCCCUGCUGGGCCCUUCCCUUGGCUUGUGUUGGUGCCUGGGGCACCGUGACUGUGCCAAUGAUAACCAGCCCUGUCCCACUGUGGGGAGAGCACCCUGCACUGAUCUGUGAGGAGUCUGAGUGGGGCCAGAGCUGCAGCAGAGUGGACCAGCCACAGAGGGAGGCUGGUUUGCCAUCCUGGGGUCUGUUCACCAGCCUUGUUGCAAUAUCUCCAGUAGCCGAGUUAGACCUGGGUCCAGUGCAAUGGUUUUCUCUGAAAACUCUUUUCUUCAUUCUGUGCUAUGGAUAGUAUUUGGUAUUCUGAACUACAGAAUUGCUUUUGUUUUCAGCCUCUUUAGAAACAAAUAAAACAUUUUCAAGAGAA
This is a messenger RNA of Pseudopipra pipra, 3027 nucleotides long. RefSeq names its product protein kinase AMP-activated non-catalytic subunit beta 1 (gene PRKAB1). Gene Ontology annotation, biological process: signal transduction. Gene Ontology annotation, molecular function: protein kinase binding. The transcript has 10 exons. Bases 746 to 1561 code for a protein of 271 amino acids. Lineage: Eukaryota; Metazoa; Chordata; Aves; Passeriformes; Pipridae. The record is from RefSeq and is a predicted model, not a curated record. Gene Ontology annotation, cellular component: nucleus; nucleotide-activated protein kinase complex; cytoplasm.